Falco peregrinus (peregrine falcon) is the source of this 3775-nucleotide messenger RNA. RefSeq lists its product as uncharacterized. Bases 504 to 1445 code for a protein of 313 amino acids. The transcript has 6 exons. The record is from RefSeq and is a predicted model, not a curated record. NCBI's taxonomy places the organism in Eukaryota, Metazoa, Chordata, Aves, Falconiformes, Falconidae.
UCCCGUCGCGGGCAGGGGCGCGGGGCGGCGGCGCCCGACGGCAGCGGGGCGCGAUGCCCGCCUGGGGCCGCCGGCGGCGGGGCUGACGGGCGGGCGGGAGCGCUGCCAUGAGUGGGACCCGGGGCCUCGGCUAGGCUGUUCUGCCGCCCCGCAGUAAGCACUCUGCGCCCGGUGUCCCUUGUCCCUUGCAGCACGCUGCCAGCUGGUUCCUCCCUCCUUUCUGAAGCGUAACGGGGGAGGGGGUGGGAAGCAAAGGAAGUUUGGUAUUUAUUUUUUGCUUUGGGAAGGGGGGUCCUUCUCUCCCACCCCCGGUGGAGGGCUGUAGGACAGAGUGCGGUGGCGGAGGAGAGGGGGGCACAGCUGGAAGCGGGCUGUCCGGAGCCGCCCCGACCCCCGCCGCCGCGUACCUGCGGGUGCUGGAUGCCAGCUCUGCGGAGCUCCCCCGAGCCUAGCGGCAGCCUUAGCAGCAGCGGCUCGGCAGAUGCAGAUGCGUGCGUGUGUGUAUGCUUAACCCUUUCUUGGCUCCUCGGAUUUGUACCAUGCUGAAGAUCCUCACCAAAAAGCUCAGGAACCAGAGUUUAAACGAAAUUCAACCUUUCCAGCUAAAGAUCUCCUACCCCCCAAGUGAUGAUGACAGCGAUGACUCUGAGGGAGAGAACCAGGAACUUGCCCAGAUCGACAGAGAGAGAAGACGGAAUUGUACUUUGACCCCUCUGGCCACCAACCAGCUCCAGAAUCAGGAGAACCAAUGCUGCAAGGUUCGGGCCCUCUUCCACGCCAGCCUGGACCGCCACAGCUCAGAAGAGGAGCUGGAGCGCAUCAACCGAGAGUUUGCUGCCGAGAAGCGGAAGUGGUCCCAGGUCAGCAAGCUUGCCUGCUGCAGCGACAGCAACAACACGUCCUCCAGUGAUGACGAAGUGAAGAACUUGUGCGCGAUGUCCUUCCGGCCUGUGGCAGAGCAGGCUGAUGGCCUGCACACUAGCUCAAGCCCCGUGCUGUUCAGUGCCUCCCCUCCCAAAAGACUCCAGCCCCUGGUGCGGAGCCCAGCCUCCAGACCUUUACUCUUCACAAGCGUUGGGGCGGGCUUUGAGCAAGUCAUGCCUUGUAAGAGACAUCGACAAGGAUAUGGGGAUAAGGUCAGCAGGCCCAGCCUUGACCUGGAAAAAAUGCAGCAGAAGAUGCUGCUCAAGAAGAAUUGUGGAGCGAAGACUAGAGUAAUUAAAAUUCGUUGCCCUGGAAAGGCUCUCUAUCCCAUACAUUGGUCCCAGAAGAGGGCCCAGAGAGAAACCCUAGCACACCUUCCCACUCGAAACCUGAGCAUCAACGGAGGCCGCCCACCACCCCACUUUGUGUAUGAUCCAUCCACCUUUGCCUUCCGUUCCCUCAGCACCUUGAAGCCGCUGAGCCCAAUAGCUCCAGUGGAAGAACCGUCAUGUGCCUACUGAAGGAGUUUCUCCAAAAACCUCAGGAACUAUCAACCAACCACCUGCCUGGCAGGGAGAAGGGGAGGCAGCGAUACCCAAGGGCAUGGGUGGGAGAAGAAGGGGACAAUGAUACAUCUUUGCAAUGCAGCCUUUCUGGCAGCAAGAAGCAUACAGCUUUGCAGCAGUGCCCGUUUUCAUACCUUUGUUGUAUCUGAAUAGUGGCAAAGGGAGAGAUUUUUGUCUUUCAGGGCAAAACAAACCAGUCAGGUCCACAAAGUGUGAGGGCAGCCACCAAGGCAAUGUCAAACAUGGGGAUGGUGGUAGUUGAAGAUAGCCCUGAGGGGUCCAGGGGCUAGUAUGGCCUGCAUGGCAGCAGGGAUGAGUGAUCAGUGUGUGAAUCCAAGCCCAGUCAGUUCCCCAAGAGUACCUGGGUCUGCAGUACUUUUCUAUAGACCUGACCCUUCUCCCACUUAGAAGUGAGCUUGGGACUGGAAACAGAGUCUGUACAGGGCUGCCCUGCAAAGCAAGAAGAUCCCUCUCUGAGACUCUUAUAAUUGCAUUCGCUUCAAGUCCUCUUGAGUGGAAGACCCUAGGAGAGGGAGGUGGGAGGGGGUAGCUGGCACAUCUGGCUGCGUGUUCCAUCUGGGCUGCUGGCAACUCAGUGACACCAUCUAAAAUGGGAUUGAGAUGGGAGGCAUGAGCCUCCCACUUGUGGAUUGGAUAUUAGAUUAGAAUUCUAGAAUGAAAGGUCUGUGUUCAGCCAUCAAAGAAAACACAGCAUCAGUCCUCCCAGCAUCACCAGAGGGAAGAACUUGAGGGUGACUGCGUGCUCUUGGGGUCUCCACUCUGCUGAGGCUGUGUUCUGGGGUAUAUAGCGCUUCUCCAUAGCAUUGUUCCAGUACCCUUCUGCCCUAACAUGAUGCUGAAGGUAACCGGUAUCGCCAAACUCAACCAUAUCUAAAGUCUCCAGCCAACUUUCCACUCCCCUGGUAUGCUGGCUUUUAAAUUCAGGUAGGCUCUUCUUGUGUCGGUGGAACAGGUAUUCCCAGAUAUAGCAUGGAGUGGGAAGGAGGUCUCUGUUUCGUGGCCACCUGUUGGUAGAAGAAAAAGGAAGGGAUUUGGGGGGAAGCUGUGGGAUGUUUUUCCGUAGACAGUCCUAAGGCAGUUAGGACCAUGCUAGGCCUUGCUGCCACUGGAGUUUGAGUGGGAUCUGGCCUUGAGGCACGUAUGUGUUUUGUGCCAUAAGGCAACAGCUAAUACAACAAGCUCUCACCUCUCUUGUGAGGCAGAGGAACAAGGCAUUUCCCUUGCUGCACAUGGUGGAGAAAGUAACCUCUUUGUGUAGGCAUUCCCCACCUUGAGCCUGUAUCUGGCUGAGUGCAAGGGGGAGCAAGCGGUUUACUUCUUGUCUGGAUCAAGAGGAGCAACUGUGAGUAAUAUAAAAUAUUUUUUGUUUUUAAAUCUGCUCCUGUGUGGAGGUCUUUGAUGCUACUCUUUGGAUGAGACCAGUGGUCAGUCUGGCUGCCGGUAGGGGACCACACAGUGAGCCAACAUUCAGUUUGCUUUCUGGGCCCUUCACUGAGACCCUUGGGGAAAGCCCAAACAUCUGAAUCCCCCGCCUCUACCCUUCUCUCUCCCUAACUGCCCCUCUCAGGCAGGCAGAGCAGCUGGGCAAGGUGGUGAGGGGACAUCUGUCCUGAUGCUGCCCCAGCUCUGCCUGCUUUUUGGCUCCAGACUGGCACAGCUGGGCCACCCUCUGCACCAGCACCACCUCCAAGGGGUUGCUUGUGUUUGCUGGUGAAGUACUUCUGGCAGAGCAUAGUGGUUCCCUGCAAGAAGUCCCUUUGUCCCACAGAGGCAGAUUCCUCUGCCGAUUCCUUCUGCCCCUGUAGAGACUCUGCUUAUCCUGUUUUGAUGGCACACCUCAGCUUUUUAACUGCUGCCAGAUCAAGAUGACCAGUGCAGGACAGGAAGUGUUGCCCCUUAGACCAAAUCCCUGUGCUCAGAAGGGACAGCUGUAGCCUGGUACCUGUCUGAAGAGGCACGUUCCCCAUGCAGAUGGCUGGGGUGGCAGCACUGUGUGGCCCUGCACCCCCAGGCUUUGCUCACCAAGAGCUGCUGAGGUGCUUGUCCCCAGAGGUGUGUUUCUGCCAGCCCACAAGUGCGGCAGGCUGCCCUCCCCUGGGUGGGAGCAGGCAACAGGGAUGUCGUGCCGAUAUCGUUGCCUUUUAGUACUUUUGUAACUUUUCUCUUGUCUUUUCUUUUUCAAUCAGAAGGAAAAAUAAUAAAAAAACCAAACAAACAAGCAAACAACCCAACAGUGAAAUAAAGUGUAACGGCUGCUAUAUUCA